This is a messenger RNA of Suillus bovinus, 1157 nucleotides long. RefSeq lists its product as uncharacterized. The record is from RefSeq and is a predicted model, not a curated record. Lineage: Eukaryota; Fungi; Basidiomycota; Agaricomycetes; Boletales; Suillaceae. The coding region runs from base 293 to 1075 and encodes 260 amino acids. The transcript has 3 exons.
AUCUUGUAUGCGUCCGGACAGAGAACAGAGACAGACGCAUGCGUCACAAAAGGCUCUAGAACAACUUCCGAAAAAGGAAAGAUUAUCCGAAAGCGACAACCAGGUGCCUGAAUUUGGCCUGAAUACUAGGGGCGUGUGAUCAGUCCUCAGCAUGUGGCCUGCCUUUUUGUGUCGAUCAUUCGUUGCCGCAGUACGCAGCCGCAGUACCUUGAAAGCGCCGCAGCGUUUUGUCCUUGCAUGCGAACUCACCCCAAUUGAUGACUUUACCUCCAUCACCACUCAGUAGUCCCCAAUGAUCAUCUCAGAGAAGCAGCUCCAGGAUGACUAUACAGAGGUGGCAGAGGCCGGGAAAGAUCAAUCAGAAGCAGGGAACAACGCCAUGGAUGAUGCACCACCUCCAGCAUAUUCAAAACCUGUGCAACACACAUCAAGUUCACGUCCCACGGAGCUUCAGCCUCCUUCCAAGCCUACCAAUUUUCUUUCGCUUAUACUCAAGGAUAAAGCCAUACGAGGCUGUUAUGUCAUCGACCCUCUGAUGGAAAUACCCCCUAGUCUGCUUCCUCCAAUGAAUACUGGAGAAACAGAUCAGGAAAGAAAGAAUCUUUACCUUCGCACAAAGGAUGGGAGCAUCGAUGCUGAUAUUUGGUUGAUCGGUCAAGAAGAAGCUGCUCCUAGAAAUGGUAGCCGCACUACCCUCUCGCUAAGUUCCGACGAUGGAAGUAUCACAGCUAAAAUCAAUACAGUCAAGAUCGUUGCGUCAUUCCUGUUGGACGUCUAUUCACGCGAUGGACGAGUAACCGUCCUUCUACCUCGGUCGUUCCACGGUUUGCUUCUCUUGACUACCAGGCAAAGUGCAAAGCUUUCCGACGAUCUUCUGCAACAGAGCACUAUAUUAAGCACUGUGGGGCAUACGCGGCGAUAUUUUGUCGGUGACGUUUCGCAUCGGUUUGAUGGCAAUGAUUGGGAUGGGGAUGAGCUCAAAGUUGUGUCUCGGGAUGGCAGGAUUAUGAUCAGAUACAAAGAUGAGGCAGAGCUGCCAAAACUUGGUUUCUUCAGUCGAAUAUUCAGCAGCUAGAUUAAUGACGUACGAAUACUUAUAGGGGUUGGUUCAAAUUGGUCGGCAGAGGGCCAGAGGCCGCUGCUUACGGCUGCAGACC